This is a messenger RNA of Magallana angulata, 590 nucleotides long. RefSeq lists its product as uncharacterized. The transcript has 5 exons. Lineage: Eukaryota; Metazoa; Mollusca; Bivalvia; Ostreida; Ostreidae. The record is from RefSeq and is a predicted model, not a curated record. The coding region runs from base 72 to 590 and encodes 172 amino acids.
CCUGAAUGACGUUAUUGUUAUUCAUGUAAGAGUUAAUACUAGAUGCACAUGCAACACUCCCCUGGCUAGCGAUGAACAGUUGGCCGGAGAGCAUCGAACAUAAGGUGGAAAUUCCCUCCUUCGUUGUAGGCGAUGAAUGUGUGUACUCGAAGAUUGACCAAAUUCUCAACGCAAAGUUUAAUAAAACAACACAGAUUUGUUGUCGGUCAGGUGUCCAUGCGAGAUAUCGAGAGGAAAUGGAAAUUGGUUGUUGUGGUGAAGGAAUUUACAAACUUCAAAUAGAAUUGUGUUACAACGAUCAAGUGUACGUAAAGGAAAUGCAAACAAACUGUGAUUGCAAGUGUGGAAAAUCAAAUUUUGAGAAGGACGAGAACAGAGUGAAAUCAGGUGUGCCUAAAGUUGGCUCACUGCGGACUCGUCAUAACCGUUGGAAAGAGUUGAACAGUUUGAGAGAAAGGUGCAGAAAGAAAUAUCGAAGCAACUCUAAAAUUUUGUUUUGCAUCUGGAAGUUACGGAAAACGAAAUAUAAAAACAUCAAACAUAUCUUAAUAUCCAUACUUAGUGGCAAAUCCUUUUUUAUAAGAGUUUAA